Molecule: messenger RNA, 2748 nt
Organism: Exaiptasia diaphana
Lineage: Eukaryota; Metazoa; Cnidaria; Anthozoa; Actiniaria; Aiptasiidae
Product: oxysterol-binding protein 1
Exons: 15
Coding region: 122-1381 (419 amino acids)
Cellular component (GO): intracellular membrane-bounded organelle; membrane; cytosol
Molecular function (GO): sterol binding
Source: RefSeq, a predicted model, not a curated record
ACAGAAAUCCACAACGAAUCAGUCGUCGAACGAACAGUAUUCUAUAUGGAUAUUCUAGGCAAUCGUAGUUCUUAAUUCUUAAAGAAAUAGAGUUUUGACGGAAUUUAGCAGUGUUUUAGAAAUGAUCAAGACGGGAAUGACAGAAUCCCAAUGUCCACACAAGGAUCCCAUCGACGAAGAUUAUGAAGAUGAAUUCAACGAACUGAGACGUAACCCAAUAUUCACAGAAAGAAAAGUUACGCGGCUUGGUCUUCCGGUAACAAGAGAAAGAACCUCCAUUAAAUCUCUAAUAAGAUUCAUGAAAUCUGUUGUUGGUAAGGACUUGACUAAAGUAACAAUGCCAGUACACUUCAAUGAACCACUGUCUUUCCUUCAGAGACUAGCAGAAGAUUUAGAGUAUGCUGAUAUAUUAAACAGGGCUUGUGUGUCAAAGAAUUCCUUGGUUAGAAUUGCACAUGUGGGAGCCUUUGCUUGUUCAACAUAUUCAACCGUUCUUUCAAGAUUUUGGAAGCCAUUUAACCCUUUACUUGGAGAAACAUUUGAAUUUAUCAACAGUGAUUUGGGCUAUGCACUUAUAGCAGAACAGGUAUCCCAUCAUCCCCCAAUCUCCGCGCUUCAUGCAGAGUCUGAUCACUGGGUGUUUUGGCAAGAGUAUAGCCUGGACACUAAGUUUAGAGGACAAUUCUUUAAAGUCAUACCAACUGGAACAUGUCAUUURAAAUUUAAAACCAAUGGACAUCAUUUUUCAUGGAAAAAGCCCAUUACAACUAUACACAAUAUCUUGGUUGGCAGUUUGUAUGUGGAUCAGGAAGGGGACGUCCUAGUUACAAACCACCAAACUAAAGAAACUUGCACGAUGCACUUCAUGCCUGUCAGGAAAGUGCAGGAUAAAUUCAAAGUUCUCAAAGGUGAAGUCAAAGAUGCAGAAGGUAAUAUACGAUAUGUUAUUGAUGGCCACUGGGAUCGAUCUCUUGAAUGCCGGCAAGUAGAUGGAGAUCUGAAUACCGCUGACCCAAUUGAUUUGUGGUCAGUAAAUCGAAGACCGGACGACUCGUACAAGAUGUAUGCCUUUACAAAUUUUGGGAUUCAGCUAAAUGACCCCGACUACGGUCAAUCGUGUCCAACUGACUGUCGAAACAGGCCGGAUAUACGACAUCUAGAGGAUGGAAAGAUCGAUGAUUCCGCCAAAGAAAAACAUCGUUUGGAGGAAAAACAAAGAGCAGCAAGACGAGAUCGAGAGACGUCACAAGAUGCGUGGACACCAAGGUGGUUUGUACCACGUGAGGAUCCCUACACAAGAACAUUUGUAUAUGUGUAUAAGGGCGGUUACUGGCAAAGUCGAUGUCGUGGACAUUUUGACGGCAUUCCCGGUAUCUACUAACACAUUUCAUUGCGGUUGCAUGCAAGUCCAACGGAUCAGACAAUGGUUUUCCAUCUGCCAAUCAUUGGUCGCUUCAUCCUAUGAGAUGGAUUAAGACCGAUGAUGUCUCAGCAUUUCUAUAUUUGGAUGGCUGCGCCACCUGGCCAAACAUGGCCGUAAAAUGCACGUGCUACAGAUCAAUUAUUUCUGGCGAUAUGUAUUCGAUGCUUCUUAUAGUUUUAUUCAUUUAUGAUAUGAAUUUUAUAUCACUGACGUCAUGACCAAUCAGAACAGUUGUCGCGAAYUUGUCCGUGCGAGCGUUUGAACGUGGUUGGCUACCGCAGGUAUUCCACGCAUGUGUUAGUUCACACCCACUUGUUAUUUGUAGUUAGAUGAUUUUAUUUAAAAUGCCAACCUCCUAGUGGGAGAAGGAUGGGUGAACKRUUUAUAUAUUGAGGGGAAGAGAGAGCGUCGGACUAGGAGGAACACUCUAGGUGUACAGUUCAAUGAAGAAGUUUAUUUUAUUUCAUACCAGAUAUUAAGACAUUAUACAAAGUAUACCGUUAUUUAUGAGUUUAAUGAUUUGUUUUUGCACCUGAAAGUAUACACAGCAAGUUGUCAAUGGAUAUCCUAUUUUGAACAGACUUCACUCGAACGGUUUUACACUGACGAGAUAAGAUUACUGGAUAUGGAAAUACUUGAAUUCAUAAUAACAUAUAAACUUAUAUUGAUAGUUGUGAUCAGACGAAAAAGAAAACUGAAAAACAAUCGAUGCGCUUUAUUUAAAGGAGAAUGGUAUUUAUUUAUAAAGACAAAAUAUAGAGGAAAAUAAUCUGAAAGGUUGAGAUGAGUCGCACAGGAAUCCCACAGAUUGAUCAAUGRCACUAAUUGCUAAGUAUCCUUUUCCUAAAACACAAGGUCAACAUUGCUAAUUCUCUGAAUCAUCUCAAACUUUUCUGUUAGUGUUAAAUUUCCAGAGUAUUGGGAAUAUUGCUGAGCAUGCACAGAAGACCGAUAGGUCUGGAAAUAACUGCAUUAACAGUAGAGUCAUAAAAUACUGUUUUUCAAUAAAUUCUACAUUAUCUAUAGUCAGUGACGUAAGAUGGUCAUCAAUACUUGGGACUAAUACAAAGUAAAAAUUUGACUGGUAUAUAUAAUAUAUACACUCGUUUGCAACUGAUAUGAGUUAUACAUAUUCCUUCUGUCAAUCUGUUGUUUAGUUUCAAUAGGGUCCAGUCUUUGUCAGUUUUCUUUUCAUUGGGAGGCAACAAAAGACAUAUAAUUCAAAGGUUUUGCAAACGAGUGUAUAUUUAAAAAUCAAUCUUUUUACAAACGAGUGUAUAUAAACCAUAUAUACAUAUAUUAAAAUCAUUUUUUUUUGCAAACGA